Messenger RNA from Danio aesculapii, 7223 nucleotides. It is a transcript of the gene efr3ba, whose product is annotated as EFR3 homolog Ba (S. cerevisiae). The coding region runs from base 280 to 2715 and encodes 811 amino acids. Gene Ontology annotation, biological process: protein localization to plasma membrane. NCBI's taxonomy places the organism in Eukaryota, Metazoa, Chordata, Actinopteri, Cypriniformes, Danionidae. The transcript has 22 exons. The record is from RefSeq and is a predicted model, not a curated record. Gene Ontology annotation, cellular component: plasma membrane.
UGCCGAGGAGGGGUUUAUGCGUGCGGCACGAGUGUGUGUAUGUGUACCUGUGUGUGUUAGACCAGCAUUGUUCCUGAUAGAGGGAAAACUGUGCCGCGCUGUUUGGAAAAUCCAAGGUCAUUGGAGAACAGUCACAUGCGCCGUAUGCAUGUGUGUGUGUGAGUGAGUGAGUGAGUGUGUGUGUGUGUCUCUCUCUCGUUCUGUCUUUCUCUCUGGCUAUGUGACAGAAAGAGAGAGGCUUCAGGCAAAGAACAGAGAAUUUCAUCAGGUUUUCCAUCAAUGUACGGUGUGUGUGGAUGCUGUGGGGCUUUGAGACCCCGUUAUAAGAGGCUGGUGGAUAACAUCUUUCCUGAAGACCCUGAGGACGGUCUGGUGAAAGCUAACAUGGAGAAGCUUACUUUUUAUGCCUUGUCUGCUCCAGAGAAACUAGACCGUAUCGGUGCCUACCUGUCAGAGAGACUAUCCAGAGACGUUGCCCGGCAUAGAUAUGGGUAUGUUUGUAUUGCCAUGGAGGCUUUGGACCAGCUACUGAUGGCCUGCCACUGUCAGAGUAUAAACCUUUUUGUGGAGAGUUUCCUCACUAUGGUGCGCAAGCUGCUAGAAGCCGACAAACCCAACUUACAGAUCCUGGGCACAAACUCAUUUGUGAAGUUUGCAAACAUAGAAGAGGAUACAGCAUCAUACCACCGCAGCUAUGAUUUCUUUGUCUCCCGCUUCAGUGAGAUGUGCCAUUCCAGCUUCGAGGAUCCAGAUGUUCGCACAAAGAUUCGUAUGGCAGGGAUCAGGGGGCUUCAAGGGGUGGUAAGGAAGACUGUCAAUGAUGAGCUGCAGGCAAAUAUUUGGGACCCUCAGCACAUGGACAAAAUUGUGCCAUCGCUGCUUUUCAACCUCCAGCAAGAAGAAGGCAUUGAGAGGUCUCCUUCUCCAGAGACAGAGAAGGAGAAGGAAAGUCCGGUGGAGCUGACGGAGAGAUGCUUUCGAGAGCUGCUGGGACGAGCGGCUUACGGAAACAUUAAGAACGCCGUGAAGCCUGUGCUCAUGCACCUUGAUAACCAUUCACUCUGGGAGGGCAAAACAUUUGCAGUGCGCUGUUUCAAAAUCAUUAUGUACUCCAUUCAGUCCCAGCAUUCUCAUCUGGUGAUUCAGCAGCUUUUGGGCCACUUGGAUGCCAACAGUAAGAACUCAGCCAGAGUGCGUGCUGGGAUAGUGGAGGUGAUCUCAGAGGCAGCUGUUAUAGAGGCCAGUGGCUCUAUAGGUCCCACAGUACUGGAGGUGUUUAAUACUCUACUGAAGCAGCUCAGACUUAGCGUGGACUACGAACUCACUGGAUCCUAUGACUCUUUUGCAAAUAUGGGCACCAAGGUCAUUAAAGUACAUGAGGAGAGACAACUCCAAGAAUCUGUCAUCAAAACUAUUGGCUCUUUUGCAAACACCCUGCCCACCUACCAGCGCUCUGAAGUCAUGCUGUUCAUCAUCGGUAAAAUCCCUGUGCCAGGCAUGUAUCCUGCUCUGGGGUCAGCCAACACUGGGGUUGAGGGCAGUAGGAUGAUCCAGAUUAUGCUGCUGAAGUCUCUGCUGCAGGUAACAGCAGGAUUCCAGUCUAACAACAUUUUGACAGCCCUUCCCACAUCAUUCCUGGACCCUCUUCUGUCCUUCACUCUGAUGGAGGACGCUGAGAUCCGUCUGCUCGUGCUCGACAUCCUCAUAAGCAUCAUCGAUCGCCAUGACAACCGGCACAAGUUCUACCCUGUCAGAAUUAUAUCAGACAUCUCAGUACUGAAGCUGAAAGUAGACAAGUGCUCCAGACAGGAUAACUUGUUCAUGAAGAAACACAGCCACAGAUUGUACCGCCACAUUUACUUGGCCUGUAAAGAAGACAGCAGCGUCCAGCGACACUUUGAGUCUCUUCAUACGCUACUGGGGUUGAUCUGUGUGGAGCUCGCCAAUGAGGAGGUGGUGGUGGACCUCACCCGACUGGCUUUGGCCUUACAGGACCUGGCCUUGACUGAUGAGACCCUUCCUGUUUAUACCCGCUGUGCCAUCCAUGCUCUGUCUGCUGCAUAUCUCAACCUCAUCAGCCAACUGACCACUGUGCCCACCUUCUGCCAACACAUCCAUGAGGUGAUUGAAUCAAGAAAGAAACUUAUUCCAUUCCUGCUGCCAGAGGAUGUUCUUGUGGAGAGUCCAAAGAUCCCAGAGAAGCUGGAAAAGGUAGAGGGAGAGAUGCUGUUUGCGCAGGCUAAGAUAGCAGAGAUGCUGGGCGGCAGCGGAUAUAACACAGAGAGACUGGCCACUGCAUACAUCCCACAGAUCACAGAUGAAGACAGACUGUCUAAGAGGAAGAGUAUUGGAGACACUGUCUCUCUCCAGUUAGAGAUGGAGUCUAGAAACAGUCCAGAGAAAGAGCAGAGGUCUACAGCAGAGCAGAUAACAUUUGAAACUCUUAAACAAGCCAUUGUAGACAGCGUGAAUGUGGAGGAGCUGGAGAGAGAGCGCAGAAGGCAAGUGGUAGAGAGGUUUCAGACCGCUCCAUUUGAGGAGAUAGCAGCCCACUGUGGGGCCAGGUCAUCCCUGUUGCAGAGUAAACUAAACCAAAUCUUCGAAAUCACAAUCAGGCCUCCACCGAGCCCGUCUGGCUCUGUCGGUAACGGUCACGGCCGGAGUCGCUCUGUACCAGUCUACGAAAUGAAGUUUCCAGACCUCUGUGUAUACUGAGACACAGAGUCACCACAUACAGCUGUUUUCAUCCCACCAUUAUCACUCCUUCUCAGUGUCCAGGUGUAACUCUGUCUUCUAAAAUGUGUAAUAUCAGACUUUAGAUAGGGAUUAUGGCUGUACUUUAUCCUGAGGUCUAUUUACAGCAGCAAGGACAAACAAACCAAGAGAAUAUACCAUAUGUUUGGUUAAAUAUGCACUUAUACACUUAGUCUAGGACUCAAUUUAUCGACAAAUGAUCGUAUCUUGUCUGAUAGCGUAGAGAGCAGAAUGAGGUUUCGAUGUUUUCACUGUGUAAGUGUAUAUAGUCUGCUGUCCAGAGCAAGUGGUUGGUUUUCUUGUACAAGUAAAGCUGCCUUAAAUUUUGUAUAUUAAGUUGAGAAGAUUGACGAAUGUCCUAGAUAUGUUUCCAAAAAACUGUGUACGGAGUUUAGCUAAAUACAAGCUUUGUUUGCAUGUUAAAACCGUCUCUACAUGCUGCAAUAACAGUUGUAUUUAAAGCAAUAAUUAAUGCAUUGAAAAACUUGUGAGUAGAAGCUAAACUUAAACCAUAGGAAAUAGUUUCCAGUUCAAAUGAAUGCAGUGUUCCAAUCAGAAGCGAUGGCCUAAUGACAUCAUGCCAUGUAAGGAAGUGAAUGUGGUUUAUUUACGUAGUAAAGUUAGACCUCUGUAUCGUCAUUCAUACACUGUAAUCCAGGGGUGUCCAUUCCUGCUCAUGGAAAGUCACUGUCCUACAGAUGCUAUAAUAUGACACACACACAUAUACAGUCAAGCCCAAAAUCUCAGGCUUGAAAUUCACGCUGUGGUGAGCCCUGAUAAAGAAUGGAGUCAGCCAAAGGAAAGUUGUGUAACUCUUUAUUUUAACAUGUGAUCUGAUCUUCACUUUUCACCUUGUAUUUUGCACCAAGGAGACCCAGAAGUCCUGGAACUCAAUCAGGACAUGUGUUAGGGCUUCCCUUACCAUAAUAUACCUAAAAACAUUAGGGUAGAUUUAGGUCAUGACGUCAGGUCAAAAAUCAAUGUCUAGCCAGCAUCUAAGGACAACAUUAUUUUGAUUUAUAAUAACGACGUCAAUUUAUGUUGAAAUUUGGUUGAUUUUAGGUUGUGUUGGAAAGUAACCAAAAUCCAAUGUCUGAUAGAUGCCAAAGUGGUAACGUCCACACAACGUCAAGGUGUAACAUGAUUAGGCGUUGAUAUUUGGUUGACUUUAGGUUGGUCAUUGACGUCGGCCUGACGUUGCGUUCUGGCGUAAACCCGAUUUUCAUUUCCAGACAAAAUCCAACGUCCCCACGAUGUUGGGGUACGUUGGAGUACAACGUCAAUACGUUAUGUUGACAUCCUGUGCCUGCAGGGACAGAUUGCUGUAAAAACGUAUCAAGAAGGAGCUCAGUGACUUAAUUGAUGAGAUAACUCGUCAAUGGGGAAAGAGUACAUUGAGAUUUAAGCUAAUGUUGUGUUCCAGACAACUGAAAAUUAAGAGAUUUCCUACAUCCCACUUGGAAAUAACAUCUAGAAUGCAGCUAGAAGGCAAACCCUGACUUCAUUGAAACAUGUCAUUUGACAUCACAGAUGCCGGCUAUUUCUGCUUCAGCAACAUUUGUGUAGAACUACCGAAAUGUGAGACAUACAUAAACUUUCAUGUAUGUUUGCAGCACAGUUAGAACCUACAAAUAAAGGCUAUUUCUGAGGUGAUAUUAGCUUUCUAGUCCAAUAUGUAAGAUAUAAUCAACAACUUGCCAUGCGUUAAAGGAUUUUAAUGCAUGACGUGGAGGCUGCGCUUCGUGUGGUUGCCUCCGCGAAGUGCAUUAAACUCCUUUAACACAUGGCAAGCCUUUGAUUUUCCCGCUUAUUCCAUGGUCAUUUGCCAAGGUAGGCCUAAGUUUAAAAUAGUUUUGCUCUUUGCAGUGCAAAAUUUGUCCUAAUUUUUGUUAGUUGUUACAUGUCAGAUUUUCUAGUCCCUUCACUGAAUCAGCUGUGACAGGCUGACAGACGGAGAGAGAGAGCGAGAGCAUGUGCGUGCUGUUUAUACCUGCUAAUAUUAAGAUGCGAUUUCAUCAUUCCAGGACAGAUAAGAGAACAUUCUGCUUUAUUUAUCUUCUUUCAAACAAAAGCAAUUGGCCAAACAUGCAGGAACAGUGUAAUAUUACAUCAUUUACGGUCAUAAAUUAUGAAACUUAUCCCUUUACAAAAAAAAGUACACCUGAGAACAAAUAAUAGGUUAAAAAUUCCAAAGACUGACCGUUAGAUACACCAAAGAUUAAUUAUAUAUCAGGUUUUAACAACAGAGAUGCAAGAGAUUAAAUCCAGCGGCAGGUCCUGAGAUGGUCUGGCCCAACAUUUUUAAAUAUGAACUACUCUUAUACAAAAACUGCCGAUUUGACUAAAAUAACUAUAUUCUCACUUGAGAAACUCCUUAACUUGAUUUUGUGGCAUAAUUGAUGAGUAAUUUUCAAAUUUUGCGGAUUUCCCAUCCGUCAUUAACAGUCCUUGUUGGUUUCCUGUGCAGCACAUGAUCCAAACUGACUGAAACUACCUGUUCAUUUCAACGAAAAUAAUGCACAUCUUCCAGCCAAUCAGAAUCAAGAAUUUCAACAGACCAUGGAAUAAAUAAAGUUAUUUAUGUUUUUCGUCAGGUGUAUUAAAAAGUACAGCUAGCAUUUUCUCUUCUCUUAGUUUUUUCGGAACAUUCAUUCAUUUUCUUUUCGGCUUAGUCCCUUUAUUAAUCCGGGGUCGCCACAGCAGAAUGAACCGCCAACUUAUCCAGCAGAUGUUUUACACAGCGGAUGCCCUUCCAGCUGCAACCCAUCUCUGGGAAACAUCCAUACUCUCACACUCAUACACUAUGGACAAUUUAGCCUACCCAAUUCACCUGUACCACAGGACUGUGGGGAAAACUGGACCACCCGGAGGAAACCCACACGAACGCAGGGAGAACAUGCAAACUCCACACAGAAACGCCAACUGACCCAGUAGAGGCUUGAACCAGUGACCUUAUUACUGUGAGGCGACAGCAUUACCUACUGCGUCACAUGUUAUGAAAUAUUCACAUCUCACAUGGUGUAAGUGCAAGCGUCCGGAACGCAUCAAUGUCAGAAAAGUCAUUUUUCUUCUGAAAUUCCCAUCUCUGACUUUGGAACUUUAUCAAUUCUGAGGGACAGUGGUCUAGGAACAAGUUUGGACACCCCUGUUGUAAUCGCUGUAUUUACACUUGCAUAUAAUGUCAUUCGCAAACAAAGGAAGUACAAUUAAGUGAAUGUCGUGUCUGCACAGCUUUCAAGUAUACUCAAUGUGAAAGAGCACAGAUGGACACAUGCACAGUACUACCUAGUGGACUCAACAUUGACCAUGGAUGCAAAAAUCAGUGUGCACACUGAUGGACACUAAAUUACGUUAUGCAGACAUUGUGAAACAGGUUGUCUAAAGUAUACUUAUCUCUUAAGGGGUUUUAUUUUCAAACUAGACUCUAGGCUUAAGGAUCCUUUUUUUAUUGUGCCUCUCAUGCAGAAUGUUUCGGAUCCCACAUUGUGAGGGAUGAGUCGGAACGGGGAGUUUCAAGGCUGUCGUGACAUGGAUGACAGUGAAUUUUAGGUGCAAAACGGGCCAGGUAGUAAGUUAAGUGUAAAAGGGGCCAGCUAUUCAGAUUUGUGCAAGUAAACCUCACUUUUUCUUUCUUGAACCACGGUUCCACUGACAGAACCACUGACUCAAUUAAUAUUUUGCAGUAAAAAGGUAGUUCUGAAUAUGACUGCACACUUACAGACUCCUAUUUUUUUGGGGUCUAAUGGAAUCAACCUUUAUUUUGCCAUGAUAAACGCGUUUGAUUUGUUCCUUGUAAAGUUUUCUUUCCUUAUUCUUUCUUUUUACAAGAAAAAAAUGUAAAUACUUUCAGCUUUAUGUCCAGAUUUUAGUUCUCCCAGAGUUAAUCACAGCACUUUAAAGCUCACUGUGUUAAUGUGUUGUAUGAAUAUACUUAAUGUUGUGCGAUUCAUCUUCUUGUCUAAGAUUUGAAAGUGUUUGUCAUGUCAUACUAUUCUGGUUUCAAAGUCUUUUGGGGUAUUUUUUCCCUCAUGUUGUGAUAUUUUUUUGGUGAUGCCUUUUAUGUUAUUUACAAGCAUAAAAGGCAACAAGUGAGUUUUAUCUUCUGUCAAAUAUGGCUACGAUGUUCAACAGAUGGAAUAUUCUAGGCUGCUUACAUGUGAGGUGAUUUUUGCAUGUAUGAAAUCAAAUAUCAAAGUUCAAAGUUUAGUCUUUCCUGGUCAGCCGCUGCAUGCACUGAGUGUUUUGUCUGUGCUUUUACCAUUUAUUUAUUUAUUUAUUUUUAAUAAGUGAGAUCAUUACAACACUGUGGAUCGUAAAUAGUCUAUUGUGUGUUUUAGAUAUGGACACCGCAAACCAAUAUGACUUCAGAACUGUGUUCUGUGAAUGUUUGCCUACAUAAAAAUCAUAAAGUGAUGUACAUAUGUGAUGUGAAUAUCAAUUAAAGACUAAUUUUAUGAAUUCAAACUAAA